AUGAAACCGAGUGGUGAGGUGUCAUCCCCCCCUAAACCAGGAACGUCAGCUUCCCCUCCCAAUGUUAGGCGAAGCAUAAGCGACUGGGAAGGUGCAUCCACCAACCCCGCUCCAACAAACUCAAGCGCAACGACGGUCCAGGUGGACAAUACUACCUCUAAACCACGACCGGUACUGUCGAAAGACAACAAACCCACGGCCGCGCGUAGACCAUCUAUCGAUGUCCAAACUCCUCAUGGGAGUAAAUACGAAAAUCGAACGUCGGAAGCAAGGGCCUGCCUGAACAAAGGUAAAUUACAUCUGAGCGCCUCUCGAAAUUUAAAAACCGAGAUUAAAAAUGGAUUGGUUGAGGCACUUGAUCGACUCUACCAGAUUGUUAGGGAAGCUGAAAAGGAGUUAAAAAUAGAAAAGUCUAAAGGUGUUGGUACGUUGAGGUUAAAGCGAGUCAGUGAACACGAGGCGUCCGGCGACGGUGCAGACUUCAGUGGAGCCUUCGAAGACGGACCGAGGAAUCCCUCAAGCAUACAAUCGCCGCAGCUGGAGACACUUUCAACGGCCAUCAGUCCGAUACCAACCUGGACAAUAACACCUCAAGCAUACUCCAGGACUCACAGCAUACCAACCGGAGAUCCCACAACGGGCUCUUUAUUCGCGUCCAUCGUACUCUUCACUGCAAUUCAACCAUCGAAGAACACCAGCAGAAAUAAAGUAAUCAUGUCGGAUGUGGAGACUGCUUCUUCAAUCAAGUCCUCCCAAAACCUUUCUGUUGCUCCACCUAGACCUCCACGAUCGCUGCGGGAAAAAGUACUUACAAAAUCCAGUUUAUCAAAAGCAACACCUAGCGAGAAGUUGUCGCAGCCAUCAUCUCAUCCCGCAACAGGAAAACGUCCAGCGGACUCUGCUCCGACAGACGCAUCUACAACAAGAAAAAAUGCCUCUUCGCAUACCCCCACUCUGGGAACUAAAAUGUCGCAAACUUCAGUUAAAAGCGACAGCUCGAUCCGAUCCUCCGUUUGUGACCCGGUAGAUGCGGCUAUCGACAAAGUAGCUAACUGGAAGCAGGAAGAAAUUCCUCCACUUCCAGUUUUAUCCGACGAAGAACUUUCGAUCACAUCUGCGCCGGAAUCACCACUAUCGGAGGCACCGGAAAAAGGAAGACCCAGCCUGCUUUUUAACUCCAACAGGCGACUGGGGGUGGAAAUGGAUAUGGCAACAAAAGAAGCGAACGAAAUGCUUCUGAGAGGGAAGGAAGCGCUAGAAAUGGCAGGGAAUAUGAAGAGGGAGUGUAAGUUAACAGCUUUAGAGAGUCUGCAGUCCCUCUACGAGAUGGUCCUGGCGCUGUCAGAUUCCAGAUCUAGACAUAAGCAUAAUCUAGAAAGGGAACGCUCACGCAACGCUCAAGAACUAAUGCGAGUGGAGCGCGCCCUUAACAAGAUCAUCACCCAGCUUAUGAAGGAAAUGGCUUCCGAACUAGGCCAUGCCAGGACAGAUAUAAAAAAUACCCUCCAGGAAUCCAAGGCGAUACGGGGUUGGUUGAACUUCGAAACCCAAGAGCCCUUCCGCAAAACGAGCGACCUACUCAAAGCUGUGACGGACUUAGACAAGCGCAUAGGUGUGAUUCAGUCGAACUUGAGUCAGCAGAAGCAAGAAGGUGCAGACAACAUUUUAUCUCACCUAAGAGUGGACCUUACUGGAGUAAAAUCUAGUGUGGAAACACUCAAACUUCAAUUGGACGAAAUGCGCAGAGUCAUCGAAAAGUCCGAAAACAACACCAAGAAGGUUCUGGAGACCGGCCAAAAAACCCUGCUACGCCUGGAGUCACCACCAUCCCACCCCUCAGAGGAAAUAAGUAAAACGUUGGAACAUGAGCUGAAUGGAAUGAAGAGUUCGCUGAAGGAGAUAGAUACAAGUAUCAGAUCUGGACUUUCAAUCUUACCUUCAGCGAACUCCAGUAAAAUAUUCCAAACCAGCAUAAGGGAACAUCUUCAACCAAUAGAAGAACACUUAGGUGCAAUGUCAUCCGAGCUGAGGACGAUGAGAGAGCAGAAGCAACGGGCCCCAUCACCUACAGCCCCAAGUCUAGCAACAGAGCUUGCACAAACUGGCGAAGCAGCAACAAAGCCAAAAAAGACAUACGCCAGAGUGGCUGCAAGCCCUCCCCUUCCUAAACCCAAUCACACUCUCAUUAUCACAUCAACUGAUUCGAAAAACACAGCCGAAAAUAUCAUCGAGAGAAUCAGGGAGGCUCUAGACACAAAAAAGACUGGAGCCAAAGUAGAUAGGGCGCUAAAAGAUUAG
Molecule: messenger RNA, 2298 nt
Organism: Parnassius apollo (apollo)
Lineage: Eukaryota; Metazoa; Arthropoda; Insecta; Lepidoptera; Papilionidae
Source: the annotation of a GenBank genome assembly